Molecule: messenger RNA, 246 nt
Organism: Plasmodium gallinaceum
Lineage: Eukaryota; Apicomplexa; Aconoidasida; Haemosporida; Plasmodiidae
Product: conserved Plasmodium protein, unknown function
Exons: 3
Coding region: 1-246 (81 amino acids)
Source: RefSeq, a predicted model, not a curated record
AUGAAUAACGAGAUUAUGAAACCUUUUUUCCCUGUUGUGUUGAAUGGAUGUGAAACAAUAUCGGAAAAAUUUUUUGAUUGUAUAAAUAAAAAUUUGCAGCCAUAUGGAGACGAAAAAUCAAUAGAAAACGGAAUGAAUCAAUGCCAGACGUUAAAAAUUAAUUAUGAAAAAUGUACUGAAGACAAACUAAAAAGUCUUAAAGGUUCAUUAAUGUUUUUAACAUCAUACAAGGAACAUAAAAAAUAA